Messenger RNA from Babesia bovis T2Bo, 1550 nucleotides. Its product is annotated as WD domain G-beta repeat family protein. The transcript is spliced from 5 exons. Gene Ontology annotation, cellular component: nucleolus. NCBI's taxonomy places the organism in Eukaryota, Apicomplexa, Aconoidasida, Piroplasmida, Babesiidae. Bases 11 to 1531 code for a protein of 506 amino acids. Gene Ontology annotation, biological process: ribosomal large subunit assembly. The record is from RefSeq and is a predicted model, not a curated record. Gene Ontology annotation, molecular function: protein binding.
AGGUGUCACGAUGGACGCCAACGACAACGCUUCUGUGGAAGCGCAUAACACAAUGCCUUCUGAUGCCGAGGUUAUCGUACAAUUCCGAGAUGUGAAUGACACAGUACUAGGAGCAACUUUGACAGUACCAGUACACUUGUCUAGAGAUAGAUUGGAGGAAUUACUAAGGACACUGCUGACUAGUGAAGACAACGAGGGCGCAGAUAACGAAGAUGUUAGGUAUACAUUCAUUUUAGAGAAUAGCCAAGAGAUCAAUAAGACACUUGAAGCCGCUCUCCAAGCUGUGGGCGGGCAAAUCUCAGGAGAAGGUGUAUGGAAUAUUAAGUACAUUCCACUGUCAAUUUAUAAAAUCAGACCGAUCACCAGGUGCUCAUCGUCGCUGGAAGGACACAGCGAGUCUGUAUUGUGUAUGGACUUUAGCGCUGAUGGCAAAUUGCUUGCAACGGGAUCAGGUGAUUCCUCCGUUAGGAUAUGGGACCUACAGACUGGAACACCGAUAAAAACACUGAAGGGACAUACCAACUGGGUCAUGUGCGUACUGUGGUCUCCAGAUUGCACGAGGUUGGCAUCUGGAGGCAUGGAUGGCCGGGUUAUCAUAUGGGAACCGGACAGCUUAUCAUCACAUCACAUUACACUCUCGGGUCAUACCAAAGGCGUAACCACGUUAGCAUGGCAGCCGUUGCAUCACAUAGACCUCCAGGUGCGCGCAUAUCCGCUAUUAGCUAGUGGAAGCAUGGAUUCUAGCAUUAAAAUAUGGGAUGUUAAAGUGGCACAGUGCCUACGUACGCUUAGUGGGCAUACUCGAGGUAUAUCGCAAGUUUUAUGGUCAGGAGAAAAGUCCAAUUGGUUGUUCAGUGCUUCCAGAGAUACGUUGAUUAAGGUAUGGGAUACCGAUAAAGGUGGUCUAGUGAAGGAUUUGAAGGGUCACGGGCACUGGAUUAAUACCCUGACGUCAAAUACAUAUAGAACAAUAAAAUCAGGACCAUUUACGGCGAUGAACUUUGAACGAGGACGAACGCACUUUGAGAACCUAAGGGAAAUGAUAGAAGAAUCACGAGUAGUGUACAACAAGUUUAUAAAAGAGUCAGGUCAAGAACGACUACUGUCAGGAUCUGAUGAUAAUACCAUGUUCAUAUGGCUACCGCAUCAACAAUCACGCAAACCGCUACACAGACUCACCGGACACCAACAGCUUAUCAACCACGUGGCAUUCUCAGCAGAUGGACGGCUAUUUGCAUCGGCAUCCUUCGAUCGCACAGUACGUAUUUGGUGUGGUAUAACAGGAAGAUACCUACGCACAUUACGGGGACAUAUAGGAAGAGUAUAUCGCAUAGCGUGGAGCUGCUGCGGAAGCCUGCUGAUAUCAUGUAGCUCAGAUACCACCCUGAAAUUGUGGGAUGCAGAAACCGGCAAGCUCAAGUUCGACCUUCCGGGUCACGCCGAUGAAGUAUAUACGCUCGAUUGGAGUAACUGCGGACGCACAGUGGCCUCAGGUGGGAAAGAUCGCAUAGUCAAGUUGUGGUGUCAUUGAUCAUAAUGUCGCGCCAAUG